Aedes albopictus (Asian tiger mosquito) is the source of this 4036-nucleotide messenger RNA. It is a transcript of the gene pea, whose product is annotated as ATP-dependent RNA helicase DHX8. Gene Ontology annotation, cellular component: catalytic step 2 spliceosome; intracellular anatomical structure. Bases 125 to 3943 code for a protein of 1272 amino acids. The record is from RefSeq and is a predicted model, not a curated record. The transcript is spliced from 4 exons. NCBI's taxonomy places the organism in Eukaryota, Metazoa, Arthropoda, Insecta, Diptera, Culicidae. Gene Ontology annotation, biological process: mRNA splicing, via spliceosome; spliceosomal complex disassembly. Gene Ontology annotation, molecular function: RNA helicase activity; RNA binding; ATP binding.
ACAGCCGUCCGUGUCAAAACGCGUAAACAAAUCGUGUGCUGCAAAACGAAUGUCGUUCUACAUUUUCCUUUAAAUUUGUGAAAAUUAUUACCAAUUUUCUUGCUGAUUUCUCCAUCCAGAAGAGAUGGAUGAGCUCGAGCAGCUGGAGCACCUUUCGCUGGUGUCGAAGAUCUGCACCGAGCUGGAAAACCAUCUGGGGUUGAACGACAAAGAUCUAGCUGAAUUCAUCAUCGAUUUGGCGGAGAAAAAUCCCUCGCUGGAUGCGUUCAAGCGGGUCCUGGCGGAAAAUGGUGCCGAAUUUGCCGAGUCCUUCACAUCGAAUCUGCUGCGAAUCAUCCAGCUGAUGAAACCACCCAAGGGGAAGGGUGGCAAGAGUGGUGGGCUCUCGGCCUUCGAGGAAGACGAUCGGGUCGGCGGACUGGCAAUGAAGUUUCCCGGUUUGGCGAUACCUAACUCCAAGAAGGGGUACGAAUCGGAUGCCGGCGAGGAGGAGGAGGAGGAUGAGGACGAUUGUAAGAAGGGAAAGGGAAAAGUAGGAGGAGAUUCGAAUGUGGUGGACGACAUGUUUGCCGAGUUGGAAAGUAUGGCUCCGUCUACGUCCUCGGGGAAGGGGGAAUCGAAAAAGUCCCGGGAGCAGCAGGAGGUGGAGAAUAUGUUUGCCGAGCUGGAAAGCUUGGCACCGUCGUCGUCGAAAGAUGAGCGGGAAGUGAAGCGAAGGGACCGUAGGAGUCGGUCCAAGGAUAGAAAGCGAAGUCGAUCAAGGGAUAGGAAGCGGAGUAGAUCGAGAGAGAGGAAGAGGAGUAGAUCCAAGGAGAGGAAAAGGAGCAGAUCGAGGGAGAGGAAAAGGAGCCGAUCCCGUGAUCGUGAUCGAAGGAGAAGAUCAAGGUCUCGACACAGGUCCAGAUCGAGAGAUAAGGAGCGAAGGCGUAGGAGCAGAAGCAGAGACUACGAGAGAGAUCGUCGAUCUAAACGGAGUCGUAGCAGGUCAAAAGAUCGUCAUCGUCGACAGAGAAGUGGUUCGAGAGAGUUCGAGCGUCGGCCACCACCGAUGCCGGAGGAGCCGGAGCCGGGAAAGAUCUAUGAUGGCAGGGUAGUGAAUAUAGUUGCGUUCGGCUGUUUUGUACAACUGACCAGCUUCCGGCGGAAGAAGGAAGGUCUGGUUCACAUUUCUCAGCUGUCGUCCGAGGGCCGUGUGAAUAACGUGACGGAUGUGGUCAAUCGCAACGACACUGUCAAAGUGAAGGUGAUUUCGAUCGCUGGACAGAAAAUUUCACUUUGUAUGAAGGACGUUGAUCAGCAAACGGGACAAGAUUUGAAUCCGCUAUCGCAUGCCCAUCUGCAGGAAAACAGCGAUCUUGCCAACAGGAACCCGGAUCGACCGAUGAAUGUUCCGUCGAUGCUCAAUUUGCAAGACAAUGUUGAAUCUAUGGAGGAAACGUCGCGCAAAAAGGUGACUCGCAUUUCCAGUCCGGAGCGCUGGGAGAUCAAGCAGAUGAUUUCGUCGGGAGUGAUUGACCGCAGUGAGAUGCCCGACUUCGACGAGGAAACUGGUUUGCUUCCGAAGGACGAGGACAGUGAGGCGGAUAUUGAGAUUGAAAUCGUAGAAGAUGAGCCUCCCUUCCUGCAAGGGCACGGUAGAGCGCUGCAUGAUCUAUCGCCGGUGAGGAUAGUUAAGAAUCCGGAUGGUUCAUUGGCACAAGCGGCCAUGAUGCAAUCGGCUCUGGCGAAGGAACGACGCGAGCAGAAAAUGCUUCAGCGUGAGCAAGAGAUGGAUUCGGUCCCGGCCAACAUGAACAAGAACUGGAUUGAUCCUUUGCCAGAAGAGGACACCCGUUCGCUGGCAGCGAAUGUCCGUGGCGUUGGAAUGACCAUGCAGGAUGUUCCGGAAUGGAAAAAGGCCAUCAUCGGCGGUAAGAAAUCCUCGUACGGUAAAAAGACUGAUAUGAGCCUGGUUGAACAGCGUCAGUCGCUUCCAAUCUACAAGCUGCGAGACGAUCUCAUCAAAGCCGUAACGGAUAAUCAAAUUUUGAUUGUCAUCGGAGAGACUGGUUCCGGAAAAACGACACAAAUCACACAGUACUUGGCCGAAUGUGGCUUCAUUGCCCGGGGGAAGAUUGGAUGCACGCAGCCGCGUCGUGUGGCUGCCAUGUCCGUAGCCAAGCGAGUUGCCGAGGAGUACGGUUGUCGGCUUGGGCAAGAAGUCGGUUAUACGAUCCGUUUCGAGGACUGCACCAGCCAGGAGACGGUCAUCAAGUACAUGACAGACGGUAUGUUGCUGCGUGAAUGCUUGGUGGAUUUUGAUUUGAAGGCCUACUCGGUCAUUAUGUUGGACGAAGCCCACGAAAGGACAAUCCACACGGAUGUGCUGUUUGGCCUGUUGAAACAAGCCGUCCAGCGAAGGCCGGAACUAAAACUCAUCGUCACGUCUGCCACAUUGGAUGCGGUUAAGUUUUCGCAGUAUUUCUUUGAAGCUCCCAUUUUCACCAUUCCGGGUCGGACAUUCCCCGUGGAAAUGUUGUACACAAAGGAACCGGAGACAGACUAUCUGGACGCUUCACUGAUCACGGUUAUGCAAAUCCAUCUUCGUGAACCUCCUGGCGACAUCCUGCUUUUCCUCACCGGUCAGGAGGAGAUCGAUACUGCCUGCGAGAUUCUGUACGAGCGAAUGAAAUCCCUCGGGCCGGACGUUCCCGAACUGAUUAUUCUCCCCGUAUACUCCGCUCUGCCCUCGGAAAUGCAAACCCGUAUUUUCGAUCCGGCGCCACCUGGCAGUCGUAAGGUGGUCAUUGCGACCAACAUUGCCGAAACUUCCCUCACUAUCGACGGUAUCUACUACGUGGUAGAUCCAGGUUUCGUUAAACAGAAGGUGUACAAUUCCAAGACCGGAAUGGACUCCCUCGUUGUUACGCCGAUUUCCCAAGCCGCUGCCAAACAAAGAGCCGGACGUGCCGGGCGAACCGGUCCGGGUAAAGCCUAUCGUUUGUACACGGAGCGUGCCUAUCGGGAUGAGAUGUUGCCAACGCCAGUACCGGAAAUCCAGCGAACCAAUUUGGCCACCACAGUCCUCCAGCUCAAAACGAUGGGUAUCAACGAUUUGCUGCACUUCGAUUUCAUGGACGCUCCACCUGUCGAAUCGCUUGUCAUGGCUCUGGAGCAGCUUCAUUCCCUGUCGGCGUUGGACAACGAAGGUCUUCUGACGCGAUUGGGUCGCCGCAUGGCUGAAUUCCCACUGGAACCCAAUCUGUCCAAAAUGUUGAUCAUGUCCGUGGCGUUGCAAUGUUCGGAUGAAAUCCUCACCAUCGUGUCCAUGCUGUCGGUGCAGAAUGUGUUCUACCGGCCGAAGGACAAGCAAGCCCUGGCUGACCAGAAGAAGGCCAAGUUCAACCAAAUCGAGGGAGACCAUUUGACGCUGCUGGCGGUGUACAACAGCUGGAAGAACAAUAAAUUCUCCAACGCGUGGUGCUACGAAAACUUUGUGCAAAUAAGGACGCUCAAGCGGGCCCAAGACGUCCGUAAGCAACUGUUGGGAAUCAUGGACCGACACAAGCUGGACGUGGUCUCCGCCGGAAAGAACACCGUACGGGUGCAGAAGACCAUUUGUUCCGGUUUCUUCCGGAACGCUGCCAAGAAGGAUCCGCAGGAGGGCUACAGGACCUUGGUCGACUCGCAGGUGGUUUACAUCCAUCCUUCUAGUGCGCUGUUCAAUCGUCAGCCGGAGUGGGUCGUUUACCACGAGCUGGUCCAAACCACCAAGGAAUACAUGCGGGAAGUGACCACAAUCGAUCCCAAGUGGUUGGUCGAGUUUGCGCCCGCAUUCUUCCGCUUCUCCGAUCCAACCAAGCUGAGCAAAUUCAAGAAGAAUCAACGACUGGAACCACUCUACAACAAGUACGAAGAACCGAACGCUUGGCGUAUCAGCCGAACUCGAAGGAGACGAAAUUAAACUCGGUUCGGUUCAGGUUAGUCUAAAGCAACUAUUUUAUUACAUCAUCCUGUUCGUUCUAAAUACAAUGUGACCCACUCUGUUCCCCCCGAA